This is a messenger RNA of Phycodurus eques (leafy seadragon), 3432 nucleotides long. RefSeq names its product regulator of MON1-CCZ1 (gene rmc1). Gene Ontology annotation, cellular component: late endosome membrane; lysosomal membrane; Mon1-Ccz1 complex. The transcript has 21 exons. Lineage: Eukaryota; Metazoa; Chordata; Actinopteri; Syngnathiformes; Syngnathidae. The record is from RefSeq and is a predicted model, not a curated record. Gene Ontology annotation, biological process: regulation of autophagy. The coding region runs from base 79 to 2046 and encodes 655 amino acids.
CAAAACACUUCCGGGUGUGUUGUGUUUCGGUGUCCGUAAAAGCAGAAAGGAAAACGACCGAGCCGAUGUUUUGACACGAUGAGCGACGAGCACUACUUGGAGCUUUGUGACAAUCUCGUACAAUUUGAAAACGCUUCGAGCGUCAACAAUGUUUUCUUCGACGAAGCCAACAAACAGGUGUUCGCGGUGCGUUCAGGGGGCGCCACGGGGGUGGUCGUCAAAGGUCCGGACGACAAGAGUUCUGUUGCCUUCAGAAUGGAGGACAAAGGAGAAGUCAAGUGCAUCAAGUUCUCCAUUGGGAACAAAAUUCUGGCCGUGCAGAGAACGUCAAAGUCUGUGGACUUCAUCAACUUCAUCCCCGACUACCCGCACACGGAGUUCACGCACGAGUGCAAGAUGAAGAACGCCAACCUGCUGGGCUUCUGCUGGACCAACUGGAACGAGAUCGUCUUUGUCAGCGACCUGGGCAUCGAGCUCUACCAGGUUUUUCCGGACAAACGCGGCGUCAAACUGCUCAAGAGUCACAGCCUCAACGUCAACUGGUACCAGUACUGCCCCGACACGGCCGUCAUGCUGCUGUCCACCACCGUGCAGGCCAACGUCCUGCAGCCCUUCGCCUUCCGGAGCGGGAGCGUGUCCAAGAUGUCCAAGUUUGAGAUCGAGCUGCCCGUUGUCCCGAAACCAGCCAAACUCAGCCUGUCAGAGAGAGACGUCGCCAUGGCGACCAUUUACGGUCAGUUGUAUGUGAUGUACCUGAAGCAUCACUCCAGGAGUGCCAACAGUGGCAGUGCUGAGGUGGUGCUCUACCAUUUACCAAGGGAGGGUGCGUGUAAGAAGACGCACGUGUUGAAAUUGAACACAACAGGAAAGUUUGCGCUUAACAUCGUUGACAACCUGGUGGUGGUCCAUCAUCAGAGCUCUCAGACGUCGUUGAUGUUCGACAUCAAGUUGAAGGAGUCGGACAGCGCCAUCAGCACGCAUCAGCCUGUACUUCCUGCUCGUUCCAUACAGCCGUGUCGCAUCCCACUCUCAGGUCCAGCAGUGGUCCCAUCACAACUUCCUGUCCCGUGUCAGCUGUACUCGUCUUCAUGGAGCGUCUUCCAGCCUGACAUCAUCAUUAGCGCCAGCGAAGGGUACUUGUGGUAUCUUCGCGUCAAGUUAAGCCCGACAGUCAAGCUGCUGCACGACAAAAGCAAACUGAUGGACUUCCUGUUACGCCGCAGCGACUGCAAGAUGGUCAUCCUGUCCGUCUGCUCGCAGCUGGUGGAAGGCAAGCAGAGAGGAAGUCUGCCCGUGGUGGCGAGCGUCUUCGACAAACUCAAUCAGGUGUACAAAGACUUCCUGGAGGCGGAGCAAAGCUACAGCGCGGCCGCGGAGGCGGGUCCCACGCGAGGCGGCGGCGCUCACAAGCGACCGAUCAGAAGCCAGGCGGUGAUCGACCAGUCGGACAUGUACACGCACGUCUUGUCGGCGUUCACAGAGAGGAAGGGCGCCUCCCACAAGUUGACCAUCGCCGUGUUGAUGGAGUACAUUCGCUCGCUCAACCACUUCCAGAUCAGCGUGCAGCAUUACUUGUACGAGCUGGUGAUCAAGACGCUGGUGCAGCACAACCUCUUCUACAUGUUACAUCAGUUCCUGCAGUACCACGUCCUCACAGACUCCAAACCGCUCGCGUGUUUGCUUCUGUCCCUGGAGAGCACGUACCCCCCCGCCCACCAGCUGUCCCUCGACAUGUUGAAGCGUCUGUCGACAGCCAAUGACGAGAUUGUGGAGGUUCUGCUGUCCAAGCAGCAGGUUUUGGGCGCGCUCAGAUUCAUCCGCAGCGUCGGCGCCCACGACAACAUGUCCGCCAGGAAGUUUCUGGACGCGGCUCGUCAGACGGGAGACGACAUGUUGUUCUUCACAGUCUUCAGGUCCUUCCAGCAGAGGAACCAACGCCUCAGGGGGAACCCGGCGUUUAACCCCGGAGAGCACUGCGAAGAUCACGUGCUUCACUUCACGCGCGUGUUUGGCGAGCAGGCGCUGAUGAAAGCGGCCACUGCCUGACCGCCAUCGCCGUGACAUCCGGCCAUGUUUUCAUGCGCACGCACACGCACUCUCUUGUUUUGUUGCUUAACAGGAAAUAAAGCAUCAUUUUAAACAACCCUUCAACUGAAUGACUAACAGGAAGUGGAAUCUAUUGUAAUAAACCUUGGGUUAGGCUAAAUAACACCCAGGGGGCAGCUUAGUUGUUACGCUGCUGCCGCCACCUUUGGCCGGUCUGCUUCGGAUUCAAAUACGAUGUAGAGAAUGUACACUUUAUGGAAGACUUUUAUGAAUGUACAGCAACUUCUAAGCAGGAAGCGGAAAUGCAAUGGCCGACAGUCCACUCUUCGCCCAUGAACUUGACCCCCCCACUAGUGUAGUUUCGUUCAGAAGAACGAAUCAGUUUAUGAAAUGAUUCGUAGUUUUAGCUCGGCCCCGCCCGCCGCCGUGAGUCGAGCGAGUCGCCGGGAGCGGAAACGGAACUGCCGAAGCGUUCUGUCACUCUUUUCUGAAUCUUGGGCGCGUGACCAAUGAGCAGCCAGCGUGCAGGCGAGGGCGGGACUUCAUUAAACGUACUGCCGUGCGAUUCGCGGAUCCGCAGCGUUGUCGCUCACUUGGGCGAAUGACCAAUGCAGCGCCGUGCAGGAAGGGGGAGGGGCUUAAGUAACAAGUGUACUGAGGACCCUCUCGUUCGCGAUCCUUUAGAAACGAGUGAUUCGGCCGUGGAACGUCUUGGUUUGCGAUCCGCUAAGGAGCGAUGUACUCGUACGAUGAGCGAUUCGUUUGCACAAGGAACGGCGUACUACGCAGCGAACGUACUCAUGAGUGAUUUGAACCGCAAGUCUGACGUCCUCGCGGGGAUUAGCUCGCAGUAGCAGCCGUUUCUUCAAGCUAACGGCUAAUGUUGAGUCAGUCGAGCAGACGUUGAAAGUAAAUGCAUAUCCGUACACAUAAGUAACAUUCCCUUUGUGUCUCUAAUGCGAUUCUUGAAGCUGUUUAUUUCAUAAUAUUAACACAUGAAACUGGUGGGCGACUGGUUCGCACAGCUGUAGGGACCGGCGUUCAAAUCCCGGCCCCGCCCGUGUGGACUUUGUCCGGGCGCUCCGCUUUCCCUCCCACAUCCCCCAAAAACAUGCGCGCUAGGUUGACUGGUUGUUUGUACCUACACGGUCAUGACAUAGUUCGCAUACACUCCUUGAAGUCUCAGCGCCCUUUGCACAAUGGUCAUUGUGCAUUGCACCGGACUAUUGCAAUAUGAGUCAUUCGAACUGCUCUAAGUGCUCGAGGACUCUGCAUCUUUUUGCACAAUUGUUUUUUCUCAAUGUCUUUAUGUCUCCAACGCGUUCUGUAAAUUGACUGUCUGUUGUACUAGAGCGCCUCCCAACUACCGGAGACAAAUUCCUUGUG